CCUCCUGGCGCACUGCUAAGAUCUUUCCACAGACACCAAGCAAACGGGGUCGCAAGAAAGGAGGCGGAAUUAAAACGAGAACGAAAGAAGAUAAAACAGGAAUAUUAACCAAGAAUAAGUGUAUAUUGUUUCUCAGUAACUUCGGUUUUUUUUUCGCUGUCUUGGGUAAAACACACCCAAACUGUAAGCCCUAGCCUUAUUCGUUAGGGUUUGAGCAGUUUGAGCGUAACUUAUGUAGGCUAUAUUUUUUUUCUUGUUUAAUUGUAUGUGUAAAACCGGAAUGAAUGACAAAGACAAAGGUUGAUGUGAAUUCGCCUACUCAUUUUGUCUCGCCUAAGGAAAGGAGACACGGGCACAAAAUGGAAAGCGGGAAUGGGAGCAGCAAUAUUGGGCAGACGCAGCCCCAAGAACAACACCAGUUUCAGCAACAGCCGAGUGUCCAGCCACACCAAGUGAACGAGAAGAAGAAAAUAAACCGAGCACCCUCGCCCGCACGACCCAAAGACGUCCCUGGUUGGUCCCUAACAAAGAUCAGGGGAGGAAUUGGCACGCCAACCUUAAGUGUUAAACCUGGAGCCAUACACCUGGGGAGCCGGGUGUCUAGGCGCAGCCCGGGCAGUGGGAAAGAAAUUAAAUCUGAAAAGGGAAAAGUCUCUGGAAAAUCCCUGCUAUCCGUGGCUGGUUCUCAAAAGAGCAGCGGCAAAUCUGCAAAAUCCUGUCGGAGAAAGAUAUCAGAUGCCAGCAACGCCUCCGACGACCUGAGCAAAGACUCGGGUUGCGCCCCGGGCAAGCUGUCGCCAACAGACAGUAGCUCAGAGCUCUCCGAUUGCGCUUCCGAAGAAAAUAAACUUUCCACGGACGCCCUAAGCAGUGACACUGAAUCCAGCAGCCGAGGCGGGGGAGCAGAGGGGGAGAGUGCAACCAGGGAUCAUGGAAAUGGGCGAUCAGACAGGGGUAGUCGAGGUGAUCAGCAUGCAAAGACCCCCGUGGAUAGGGACAGGAUCUCCCUUGGAGUGGACACCGUGGAAGGAAGCGUUUCGCCCGGCGAUGAACGGUCUCUUGCCUCCUUUGACAGUCGGAUGCCUGUUAGCACAUCCCUGGCGUUUUCUGACCUGACGGAGGAGUUCAUGGAUGGGAUGCAUGAAGAAUUUGUCAGGGAAAUUGAAGAACUGAGAUCAGAAAACGAUUACUUAAAAGAUGAGAUGGAGGAGCUGCGCUCGGAGAUGCUGGAGAUGCGUGACAUGUACCUGGAGGAGGACGUGUACCAGCUGCAGGAGCUGCGGCAGCAGCUGGACCAGGCCAACAAGACGUGCCGCAUCCUGCAGUACCGCCUGCGCAAGGCUGAGCGCCGCAGCCUGCGAGUGGCCCAGACCGGCCAGGUGGACGGAGAGCUCAUCCGCACACUGGAGCAGGAUGUCAAGGUGGCGAAAGAUGUCUCCAUCCGCUUGCACAAUGAGCUGGAGUCCGUGGAGAAGAAGAGGUCCCGUCUGGAGCAGGAGAACGAGGACUUACGCCAGAGGCUGCAGGACCUGGAGGUGGCCAAGCAGGUCCUGCAAGCAGAGAUGGAAAAGGCCAGAGAGAAUUCUCUGAAGAAGAGGGGAGCCCGACAGAGUAAACCAGACAAGAAGCUCUCUCCUCAGGAGGACAAUUCAGACCUGAAAUGCCAGCUCCACUUUGCCAAAGAGGAGUCAGCCCUCAUGUGCAAGAAGCUGACCAAGAUGGCCAAGGACAGCGAGAGCAUGCGAGAGGAGCUGGCUAAGUACCGCUCGCUGUACGGAGAAGUGGAUGCCUCCCUGUCCGUGGAGGAGGUGGCUGACUCCCCGCACACUCGCGAGGCGGAGGUGAAAGUCCACCUGAAGCUGGUGGAAGAGGAGGCCAACCUGCUGAGCCGGCGGAUUGUGGAGCUGGAGGUGGAGAACCGGGGGCUCCGGGCGGAGAUGGACGAGAUGAAGUGCCAGGAGCUGCCGGGAGGUGCGGGGCCCCUGAUGCUGGCCGGGGCGGAGAACAUGACGGAGCUCCAGAGGCACCUGCAGUUUGUGGAGGAGGAGGCCGACCUGCUGCGGCGCUCCCUGUUGGAGAUGGAGGAGCAGAACAAGCUGCUGAUGAAUGAGCUGAACCGCUACAAGUCGGAGCAGGACCCCGAGCUGGACUCGGCCGCCCUGUCGGAGGACAGCUGCUCGGUGCUGAGCGAGGCGUCGCAGGAGGAGCUGCUCAACGCCCGGCUGCAGAUCAGCGAGCUCAGCGGGAAGGUGAAGAAGCUCCAGUACGAGAACCGCGUGCUGCUCUCCAACCUGCAGCGCUGCGACCUGGCCUCCUACCAGCACUCCCGCCUCGCCAUGGAGACGGACGCCGAGGCCGGCGACUCCGCCGAGUGCGUGCCCAGCCAGAUCCGCCGCGAGGGGCCCGUGGGGGGCGAGAACGACCUCCUCCACGAGCAGGAGAAGAAGUCUGCAGCCAAUGAGGUUAAAGGCGGCCACGCCCACCCGGACUGCACUGCCCAAUGCCUGAGGCUGAAGGACUACGAGGCCCUCCUGGCCUUGCGGGAUCAAGCGCAGAUCAUCAACACGGCCAUCCAACUGAUUACGGCUUCUGACUCCAACUGCCUCUCGUCCUCCCCCUACCGCAAGAUCUCUCCCACCUCCUCAUCGGCCAACGCUGCAGCAGAGCAAGGCGACCCAGACAAGGGCCCGGACCCUCCCACUGACCUCCCCCUGGUGGAGGCUCUGAACAGCGGGCUGAGUGCCCUGCAGACCCAGCUCCUCUCCUUUGUGGAGAGGGUGGAGGACCUGGGAGGCUCUGGGAGGGAGCAGGUGGAGGGGGCCUCUCCCUUGCCUCUGCUCUCUGAGUCUGGGAACUUUGGGAGCCCCGAGACCUCAGAGCCACAGUCUUGCACUCUAGACCAACAGGACAAAGAAUCCACAGCUGACCAGAAGCAGCCCGAAUUUAGGGACCAAUCAGAGCAGCAGGGCAAAGGUCAAGAAGCAUACCUAAACAAGGCAGAGGAGGGCGACAAGGACAGCAACAAGGCCCUGGAAAUAAACGGACAGGAUGGGAAGGAGACAGACACGGCCGAGCUGCCUGAGGAGAUCGUGGAGCUGCAGGCCCUCCUGUCUGAGGCCAGGGAGAAGGCACGAGGGGCUCAGGAGCAGCUGUCUCAGGAGAGACAGGCCCAUAGAGAGGACUGCCAGAGCUCUUCCCAAAAGCUGAUGCAGCUGCAGGAGGAGCACCAGAAGGCCCUGGUGAGGAGGGACUUCCAGCUGCAGAGCCUGAGUCUGCAGACCCGGCUGCAGCAGAAGUUCUGGAGCCAGGAGAGGAACCUGAUGGUGCAGGAGUCCCAGCAGCUGAAGCAGAGCCUGCUGCUGCUCAGCUUGAAGCUACGCUGGUUCCUGAAGCAGUGGAGGCUGGGCAAGAAGCUGGAUGGAGAGGGCAAGGACAUCCUGGAGGUGACCAGUGUAAAGGACCUCUACCUUCUGCUGGAGGAGGAGGGGCUUGCCACCCACCAAGGGGACAAUAAGACUGCCAGUGCAGAAGAACAGUCUCAGAGUCCCAUAGCCAAAGAAUACUGCUUCCUGGAGAAGACCUACAAGCAGACGAGCGGAGUGAGCAGCACCCUGGCGGACCUGAAGGGGGCGCUGCAGGACCUGAGCGCUGAGCUGCGGGACGAGCGGCAGGGCUCGCAGGAGCUCACCCAGCAGUUCGCCCGUGCCAAGGCCUCCUGGGAAGUUGAAAGGACCGAACUCCAAAGUCACAUCACACAGCUGGAGUACAAGACUGGGAAGGCGGGCACUGGGGUGGCUGGGGAGAAGGAGGCUCUGGACCUGAAGGCGUCGCUGAAGAGGGAGCGCGAGGAGCACCAGCACCUCCUGGCGGAGUCCUACGCCGCCGUCAUGGACCUGACCAAACAGCUGCAGAUCGGCGAGCGCAACUGGAGCCGUGAAAGGCUGGAACUGCUGGAGCACUUCAACCAGGAGCGCGGGCAGUGGGAGCAGAGGCUGCUGGAUGCCCAGAGCAAGUCUGUGCACGAGAAAUCUCCUGAGAAAGAGAGUCCCUCCAGCGCCGAUGCAAACAGAAUAAACUUACAGGGGACCAAAUCCAUUCCAUCCAUGGCCGAGAUUGACGGUCCUCUGGAUGCUUGCCCCUUGUUUCCGGGGCAGGAAGUCGACAGGACCAACGACAAGGCCGCCCAGGGCACGCUCCUCGCGCGCACCGACCUGGGCGAACUCAGCAAGAAGAACUGGAAGUACCUCACCAACGAGAUGGCCCUGCUGGAGAAGGGUGACCCCUUCAAGACCUGGGACUGCCCGACCAUGAGCAGCAGCUUCCCAGGCCUGGACCUGAGCCAGGAGUGCGCCCAGAGGAGCUACACGGCCCCCGACAAGACCGGCAUCCGCAUCUACUACAGCCCACCCACCGUGCGGCGCAUGGAGAGGCGGCAGCAGAAGGAGCCGGGGUACGCCGCGUGCGUGGAGGCCGGGGGUAUGGAGGACCCCCACUCCAGCACCUACGACCGCUGGCUGUGCAAGUUCUCGCAGCAGCACCGGGACCUCCUGGAGAAUGGGGCCACCGCGGCCGCCUCGGCCAGCCUGCCCCCGCCCUUCCACGGCCUGGAGAUGUCCGGAAACCUCAGCGACGACAUGAAGGAGAUGACCAACUGCGUGCGGCAGGCCAUUCGCUCCAGCUCUCUGGAGAGGAAGUGCAAAGACACGGCCAGCCAGACGGUGGGCGUGUGCAACACCGGCACUCAGACGCCGCAGUUUGUCAGUGUUGGGCUGCAGACGGAAGGGCCCCGAGGAGCCGGCCUGCACGCCAAAGGCUGGGCCCCCCGCGUGUCCUCGCUGACCUCGGCCCGCACCCGGCAGAUCUCCACCUCCCUGGAGAAAGUGCACAGCCGCAUCGAGAGGCCCUGCUGCUCGCCCAAGUACGGCUCCCCCAAGCUGCAGCGCAGGGUGUCCACCUCGUCCUCCAAGCUGGACGGCUCCAAGGGGAGCAGCCUGUGGAACCUGCACCACCGCGGGCAGAACGGCUCGGCCUGGGCGCGCUCCACCACCACGCGCGACAGCCCGGUGCUCAGCGGCCUGAACGACGGCCUGUCCAGCCUGUUCAGCGUGGUGGAGCACGGGGGCAGCGUGGAGUCGCUCUGGAAGCCCGAAGCCAACGGCAGCCCGUGCGCCGCCAAGCCUGCCGGCAAGCCCAGCGCCGAGCCGGGGACGCACAAGUACGGCAUCGUCCAGGAGUUCUUCCGCAAUGUCUGCAGCCGGGCGCAGGGCCCGGGGCUGGCCGGCCUGGGGGAGAGGACGCACAAGGACAUCGUCAGGGAGGUGGAUGAGGUCAAGCCAGAGUGCCCCACCGCUGCCACUGACAAUGUCACCAAGAUCGUCAACAAGAGGUUCAUGAAGCAGAGCAAGGAGGAGCAGGGCCAGACCAGCAAGGACCUCAACACCAGAGACGCGAGCAUGAGCACCAGUCCACUGGAGGACGCUGCGUGUGACUGCACCGCCCAGUCUCUGACCUCCUGCUUCGCCCGGCCCUCGCGUGCUGCCACCCGCCACUCCCUGGGUCAGUGCCGGCUGCGCCCUCAGGAGCCCCCCUCCGCCACGGAGGAGAAGGGGGAGCCCGUCUACGAGUGACCUCUCUCACUGCCACACUCACAGCUACGGAAACCCCAACUGACCAACAGCACAUCCCAUGCCAAGGAAGUACAGGACCCCCUGGGAUUCCUCCGGGACCACCGCUGGCUACCAGCGGAAUGCAACAAACCCCCACUUUCAUACAGAACAAAGGAAAACACAUUGCAGGGAACGCCUCUUUGUACUGUAAAGUUACUGUAUUUGCAGUAUCCUAACAUUCUAACAUGUUGUAUACACCUCCUUGUUUCUAUAGAUUUGCACAGAAAACACCCUUGUCCUUUGUUAUUCUGGAUCUAUAGUAUUGUAUACGCUAUCAGUGUGAUGACACUAGAAAACUAGAAGAUACUCUUUUAUUUGGUGAUUAGUUGGUCUCUGUACCACUCUGUGUUGGCUGUCUCUGUCUUCAUAAGGAUUGGGAGCUGCUCUUGAUGAAUGAAUCAUGGCAGUUCAGAGGAGGGCAGCCCAGUUGUGACAGAAGCAGUUCACCGCACAAAUCAGAGGAUUCAUUCUGCUCCCAUUCACAUCCAUUAUGCUUUCCUGGAGCUGGUUGAGGGGCAACGUUUUCAAAAGCCGAGCUGUUAACUAGGCCAGCUCGGAUUUUCACCCUGCCUACAUGUAUAGUUUGCCUCUCCAACCGUUACGUUGAACAACUUGCUAAUAUUGAAUUCUUGUCACACGUCAAAUGCAACUUAUGUUUUACAAUUGAAAACUGCCUAAACAAACAUUUAAUUGUUUUUUUGAUAAAUGACUUGAGUUGAAACUGUUGUAUUUGCAAAGAUUGUAUGUCUGCAUCAGUUUUAGCAGGUGGAAGUCAUUCACGUGUCAAAACUGUUUUGAAUCCCCUUGAGUUUCAGUUGAGUAGCAUACCAUACUGAUAACAUGAUCAUGUUCCAUUUGCUCAUGUAGAAGAUCCCGCAACAGAAACAAUUCCCUGCCAGGAUCUAAAACUCACUCUUUAUUAAAGCACCAACCAAAUUCAUUAAUAAUAAUAACAGCAAUGGACAUUUUCUACUUACCGUGGAUUUUUAAACACUUGGCUGGUCCCCAUUUGUGUGUGUGCGUAUGCGUGCAUACAGCCUUUUCUCAGCAUUCCAGAAUGCACUUGCAGUGUUGUCUGUAAAGGUCAUUCCUCCCACCCGCUGUUUCAUAACCACAUCUUUGGCUGUGCCCUCUUUCCAUGCCCUGUUUCUCCCAUGGGAACAGCAUUCCAUGGGGGAGGGAAAUAUUUUUCCUCAAAUAAGAAUUCUACCUGGAACCACGUAGCUAAUACUGAAAAAUAUCAUCACACAUUGUAGCAUGAAGUGAAAAUAGGUCAGAUAGGUAGGACCCCCCCCCCAUUUUGGUAAACCUCUGUGUCUUGCAAUUCAGACCAGCAGAUCUCAAGGGUAUUGGUUUCUUUAUCAUGCCUGUAAGGUCAGGACGGCACACACCAACCUCACAUAACUUGAAGACCAAGGCUUUUUCGCUACAAGCAAAGAGGAUAAAAUACUUUAAUACUUUACAUCAUUACGGACAUGUGGUAUGACUACAUUUAUUGACUACUUUUUAUUUCUAAAUUUUCAAAAUGACUGAAACGCUCAAAUGUUCUGUUCUUUUGAUAACAAGGAUUUAUUUUUAUUUAAAUUAUUGGUAUUUUUUUAAAGAUGUAUAUAUCUGUAUCUUCAGUCUUGAUGGUGCUGGACAAACAGUAUACGUUUCAUGUUGUAAGUGCUUUUAAAUGGCUCAGAAACAGCUUUUCAAAAAUGUCAGCUGUUUCAACAAUGGCACACAAAAACUUGAGAAACAUGGAUUGUGGGUCUGGAGUAUUUCUUUGCAGAUGCCUUAAACAUGAGCAUAUUACAGAUGUCAGAUGUUCUGUAUGUAGGAAGUCUCAAUAACUUACACAUAUUUUCAUUUCCUCAUGCUAAAGAGAUGUCUGAUUCAGUUUUUACACCGUAAUGACUUAUGAGAAAGAAGGGCCAGUGUGAAUGAAUGGGAUGAACAGGGUGCACCUGCCCUACAGCUGCUGUCACUCCCUAUGGCUACCUCUCCGAUCCUGCACCUUGACAAGUGUACACAGCCUAUUGGCUUUUUAUUAAGAGGGUCAUGUGAGUGCCUUUGUCAAAAUUUGUGUUAUAGGUUGGAAGUUCCUAAUGCAGCCACGCUGGCUGAUAGGCUCUGACCGUACUCAAAUAGAACAGGACCUGACUCUGAACAGCACAGAAUUGACUGCAGGUAGCGUGAUCGGAACACUGGGUGUGACACUCAUUGAAUGUUUUCCCACAUAUUCCCUGGCAUGGUAAAGCGCAGCGAACAAAAGCAUGUCUUCAAAUGCGUGUAACAGCUUGAAAAGUGUCACAUUAAUCUUCACACAGUGUAGCAGUUUGUCCUCAAGAAGCAGAAAAUUAGCAGGGAACUGCACCUAAAAAGGAAUAACUAUAUGGAAAUUUUUAUUAUUGUUAAUAUGUAUUAUUAUUAUUAUUAUUAUUAUUAUUAUUAUACUGGUAUUUUAACCAAUUUCCACACUUCAGGUAAUCAUUUUACGUUUUGUUGACUAGGGGACGUUCCACUGGGGCAGCUACUUGUUGGUCAGGUAUGGAGUCCCUCCACCAUUUUCAGGAACUGCUGCACACCUAUCCAAUGCCACGCCCAAAUCUGCACAACUAUACGCUGCAGAGCAACCAUCAUCACUCAUGAAAUCCGUCAAAAUAUUCACUAAACUAAAAUAUUCAGCUAAUGGACACAGUUGAAAAACAUACCCUCAAUGCAAUGCUAAUAUGGGUGAGCCAGGUUAGGCACAGUGACUUCUGCCUCAGCAUGCUAUUCACAGUGCUCACUGUUUCACAUCAAGGUCAAUCUCGGUCGCAUACUAGAAGCCAUUUGCAGCCGGUCGUUCCAUCUCCUGAAUCUCAGAUAAAGGUCAAGAUUUCUGAAUCUCACCUGUCAAUUAGUUCUUUGGUUCGGUCAUACAAUUUGAUCGUACAUUUCUGAGUCUUAGAUUUCAGUGAAUUUGAUCUCUCCGUCUCUUUCUAUCCGCUGUGCCUCGCUGCAUAAUGGGCCCUGAAUGAGACUCCUGAUGUGGAAUGAUCUCCCUGGCCCUCCCCCUCACACCCCUCUCACUCUCCAGUGCGGUUUAUCUGACCAAGGGCCCCUCACUCCCUCACAUCCCAUAAUCACACCCCCCACAUUCCCCCUGCAAAGCAUCACAACAUGCAGCAAUAUGUAAAUCAACUCUUCUUAGUUCCAACUGUUAAUAUUUGCUAAAUUAUUAUUAUUAUUAUUGCAAAAUUGCCUGUGCAUUUGUUUUCUUUUUAAUACGUUGAAUCUAAACAAGAGAGAAAGAAAAAUAGAAAAAAAAAACUCCAUAAUAUUGUAACUUGAAAGAAAAACAUUGCAUAUUAUUUAUACUCUUUCUAUCCUUGCGUAGAAAAAAAGAGGAUUUUCAAGCCUUUUUCAUUGUUGAAGAGGUAAAUGUUCCUUUCCCUAGUUAGACAUGAACAUUUGUGUAAAUAGGAGAGUUUGAGAAGUUAAUGAAAGGGAAAAUGCAAUAGAAUUUUGUUUGGAUUUUUGUGCUGGGGGAGAGGUCUUUGUGACCAUGAGAUUUGUCAGCUCAAAUAUCAUUGCUUACUGUUUGUCCUUGUUCAAAAAUAAAUGUUUGUUGUAAGCAAAGCAGA
This is a messenger RNA of Conger conger (European conger), 9280 nucleotides long. RefSeq names its product microtubule crosslinking factor 2 (gene mtcl2). Gene Ontology annotation, biological process: regulation of autophagy. The record is from RefSeq and is a predicted model, not a curated record. The coding region runs from base 285 to 5627 and encodes 1780 amino acids. NCBI's taxonomy places the organism in Eukaryota, Metazoa, Chordata, Actinopteri, Anguilliformes, Congridae. The transcript has 14 exons.